GAGAUCCGUAGAGCCGACUCUGUGCGCGGUCACAUCCCGCCCCGACUUCCCCUCUGCCAGCGGCCUGGUGCUUUGAGAUGAGGAGAAGAUGUCGGUGUCGGGGCUGAAGGCCGAAUUGAAGUUUUUGGAGUCAAUUUUUGACCCAAACCACGAACGAUUCAGAAUAAUAGACUGGAAACCCGAUGAACUCAGUUGUCAAUUCAACGUAACAGGAGAGAAGCUGCUGAUCAUUCACUGCAACAUCACGGAAUCAUAUCCCUCAACCCCCCCAAUAUGGUUUGUUGACUCUGAUGAUCCGAGUCUGGCUGAAGUGUUGGAGCGUUUGGAGGAUGUGAGGAAAGGCAGCACAUUGCUCCUUCAGCAGUUGAAGCGUCUCAUUUGUGAUCUCUGUCGGCUUUACAACCUGCCGCAACAUCCAGAUGUAGAAAUGCUUGAUCAGCCUCUACCUGCUGGCCCUAUUACCCAAGAGAGAAAGCAUGGCCCAUCAGAUGAGGUGACAUCAGAAGAAGAGGAGGAAGAAGAAAUGGGAGAGCAGGACAUUGACCUGGACCAAGACCUGGACCAUUACGACAUGAAAGAAGAGGAGCCAGCAGAGGGUAAAAAGUCUGAGGAUGAUGGGAUAGAAAAAGAAAACCUGGCCAUCUUGGAGAAAAUUCGUAAAAACCAGAGACAGGAUCACUUGAAUGGUGCAGUGUCAGGCUCUGUGCAAGCCUCAGACCGCCUAAUGAAGGAACUCAGGGAGAUCUACAGAUCACAGAGCUACAAGACAGGUAUUUAUUCAGUCGAACUAGUCAGUGACAGCCUUUAUGAGUGGCAUGUCAAGUUAAGGACGGUAGACCCAGAUAGUCCAUUACAUAGUGACUUACAGGUCUUAAAAGAAAAGGAAGGUGUGGACUACAUUCUGCUCAAUUUCUCUUAUAAAGAUAAUUUUCCUUUUGAUCCUCCCUUUGUACGGGUUGUCUCACCUGUGCUGUCCGGAGGUUAUGUUUUAGGAGGAGGGGCCUUGUGCAUGGAGCUUCUCACAAAACAGGGCUGGAGCAGUGCCUAUUCCAUAGAAUCUGUCAUUAUGCAGAUAAAUGCAACUCUGGUGAAAGGAAAAGCCAGGGUGCAGUUUGGAGCCAAUAAGAACCAGUACAAUCUUGCCAGAGCACAACAGUCGUACAAAUCCCUUGUGCAGAUUCACGAAAAGAAUGGCUGGUACACGCCACCUAAAGAGGAUGGAUAAACAGAGCUACUGCCACUAUGCACUGAGAACAUGUCUUUGGGUCAAAGUAUCUUGUUUUCUUUGGAAUAUUUCCCCCUUCUGACUUAUUCUGGGGAUGUAUUAUCAUCUUUUGUGUGGAAACCAUCUCGUUGGCUCAUCUGACAGGUAUUCCUUCGCCCUCUUGCUCCAGGAAAGAAAGACUUUGUUCUGGUAUCUCUCGUCGUCUUCUCCUCUCCGUGUUUUAGUGAGGCGGAAGCUGUGAGGGAAUCUCUCGUUCUGUUUUCUAAACAUGCUCAUUUGUCUUUGAAAAAAAGAACUUUUCUCCCUUUAAAUGUAGGGAAAUGCUAUUUUCUUUUAGCUGCUUCGACAAAGUGGGCCUCACAGUCAGUUACCCCUCUUUGAAUGGAAAUUUUAAGAGAUUGAUCCGGAAACUCUUCAGCUGCUCCUGUUUUUUAUUAACUGCAACCUCUUAAAUCUUUUUUUUUUUUUUUUUUAACUUUUAUUUUUCCCCUUUUUUAAUUAACUGGUACAUAAACACAGGUAUUGUUUUAAGAAUUUUAUUUGGCAAUUUGUUUUUGUUAUUUCAGCCUCCUAGAGCAUAAUUGAGCCACUUUUAAUAUUUAGGAAGCUUCUCUUAAAGAUUAACAUCACCAUUGACCAGUCGGUAUCUUUUAGCCUUUAUUGAGAAGUGCAAAGGAAUAUGGCCAGGCAGAAUCAACAUUCUCCAGCAGUUUUUAACUAAAAUUUAGAGUUUUCUGGAGAAGGAAUUCACAAGUAGUUCAUAACAAAACAGGGCUACAUUUCAUAAGAUAAUAAGACGAGUGUUAUGGCAUCAUUGUAGACCUAAUAAUGAAGCUCUUUUUGCCUUAUUAGCACAUCAGUUUGGCUCUUGGUCUUUCUGUUAAGUAAAGCUGCAGAGUUGAAUGGCUGGUUUGAUGCUAAUAAACAAAGUCUUGUGUUUUUUUAAAGACAGCGGCAUGUUGCACAGGAGCCUCAACUUUUAUAAAGAGCAUAGUUGGAAAUGUUGAAACAGAACUGUGCUGGGAUGAAAUGAAGGGUGUUAAGAUGUGAUUUAUUUCCUUAGCAUUCCUCACAGGUUUGGCAGCAAAUUGUUUGCAUCAAAUCUUCCUGACAUGUAUUGAUUGUAGUGGUUUUCCCUGUGCCCAGUUUGGAUUUGAGACUGUUACCAUGUUACAACCUCCCCCUUGUUUCUUGGUCAUCGACCAAACGUCCAUGACUCGCAGGGCUUCCUUUGCGAUAAAGAAACACCACAGAAGUGUGUCGGUUUGUCACAAAAAAGAUCAUUAAAUUCUCUUACUUUUAUCCUUAAUCAUGCAAUAUAUGCUGUAGUGGUCCCCAUAAUGCAGGACGCAUGCUGCAUCAAUCAGUCUGUCAGCACUGUCUGCAAAAGUGUUUGAAUGGAAACUCAGGUAACAAACAAUAUCUGAUCAUGCACAUUUUGGGUUAUUUUCUUGGAUUUAUUAACACGGUACUUUUAAGUUGAAUUUAUCCUCUGAUCUGAUGUCAAAGAAAAUGAGCUUUAUAAUAAAAUAGGCCACAUUUUUCAUCUAAAUCAAGCAGUUUUAAAAGAGGAACAUUUACAAAAAGAUGCUAUUUUAACUGGAUUUCAGCAGCAUGAUAAGCACCCUACUUAAUGGCUUGAUAAUACAAACUGCUGCCACUUUUAGUCUUUUGGUUAGGGAGUUUUCCGUGUAUGAUCUCAAAGCGUUUCUGAUUUUGCACAACUGGCAAUAAUGUGCCUGAAGAGGUCAAAUCUAAUAAAACACACAUCCUUAGCUAAAUAUGUUGUUCAGGUUUAAGUUUUUUCACAUCCUGUUGUUACAUGUGUGAUAAAGUUAAAGAGGGGGGAGUUUUCUGGCUGUCCUCACCUUUAAAUGAGCUCUCGUGUCAGGGGAGAUUGGCAUUUGUGUUUUAAUUUCAACAACCACUUUCCCCUGUGAGACUCCCUCCCUGACAAUAAAAAUGCCAAAUCUCUACUCAGAGGGGACGUGGAAGGGACGAUUGAAUUUAAAGGUCAUGCCGUGGUGAACAGACUUGCACACUUCUCUUACUGGACUGGGUUGAAAAGAUUCAUUUUUAUCUCUGCUGUUGAUUCUUUUUCCGGCACCAGUGUACGGAUGAUCGAUCAGGUCCGGUGCAGUUGGCUCACGUUGGUUUUGUUUAAUUUUUCAUUUUCCAUUUGAAGAAAUUUUGACCAUGUACAGUAAUUUGUAAACUUGCAUCAAGUUUAUGAAUAAAGAAUUUUAAGAUUA
Messenger RNA from Cheilinus undulatus (humphead wrasse), 3477 nucleotides. RefSeq names its product ubiquitin-conjugating enzyme E2 Q2-like. Bases 89 to 1225 code for a protein of 378 amino acids. Lineage: Eukaryota; Metazoa; Chordata; Actinopteri; Labriformes; Labridae. The transcript has 13 exons. The record is from RefSeq and is a predicted model, not a curated record.